AUGAAUACGGGCAAUGGCAACGAGGCUGCGAACAGCCAGUUCCGCCCGGGCGGUCAGGCUUCCCAUGAUGGUGAUGGCAGCGAGCUGCCUGGCCCAGGUUCUCGCAGCGAGGAAUCCGAGGAUCUGGGACCAGAAACCCGGGCCAAACAGGGAAACUACGAGAAGCGGUGGUUGUUCUGGGCGCCCAUCCAAGUAAGCACAAGAGGGACUCGCUUCUUUGGCAGCCGUGAGCAUGACAGGGAGGCUAUCAAGAUCUCCCACAACGCUAUUCAUGCCGGCUACAAAACGCGGUAA
Molecule: messenger RNA, 294 nt
Organism: Aspergillus chevalieri
Lineage: Eukaryota; Fungi; Ascomycota; Eurotiomycetes; Eurotiales; Aspergillaceae
Exons: 2
Coding region: 1-294 (97 amino acids)
Source: RefSeq, a predicted model, not a curated record